AUGGGUUGCAUUCAAAGCUUCAGGGAAUUGUGUGACCGUCCAAAACACACUAACGUUCGUCUGAGUCUGCCGGCAGUGUGCUUUGUGUGGCAAAUAGCCAUGAUCAUCUUGUUCGGAGUUUUUAUUCGUUACAAUGAAGAAUCAGAUCCACACUGGAUAGAGUACAGAAAAAAUAACAAUAUAUCAAGUGACAUUGAGAAUGACUUCUACUUUCGAUAUCCAAGUUUCCAAGAUGUCCAUGUGAUGAUCUUUGUUGGAUUUGGUUUCCUGAUGACAUUUCUUAAGCGGUACAGCUUUGGCGCAGUUGGUUUCAACUUCCUCAUCGCAGCCUUUGGCCUGCAAUGGGCACUGCUAAUGCAAGGCUGGUUCCAUGCCCUGGACUACACUGAUGGAAAGAUAAAGAUCGGAGUUGAAAACUUGAUCAAUGCUGACUUCUGUGUGGCGGGCUGCUUAAUCGCCUAUGGGGCAGUGCUGGGUAAAGUGAGUCCAGUCCAGUUGUUGGUUAUGACUUUGUUUGGGAUCACUUUGUUCGCUGUGGAGGAAUACAUUAUCCUGGAUCUCAUUCAUGCCAGAGAUGCCGGAGGCUCCAUGGUGAUCCACACAUUCGGAGGUUAUUAUGGUCUCGCCGUCUCAUGGAUGCUCUAUCGACCAAACCUGGACCAGAGCAGCCGUCUGCAAGGCUCCGUCUACCAUUCAGAUGUCUUUGCUAUGAUUGGCACACUCUUUCUGUGGAUGUUCUGGCCAAGCUUUAACUCAGCCAUCACAGACCAUGGGGACGGGCAGCACAGAGCAGCCAUCAACACCUACCUCGCUCUGGCUUCAACUGUGCUCACCACUGUGGCCAUCUCCAGCCUCUUCCAGAAACACGGGAAGCUAGACAUGGUUCACAUUCAGAACUCCACUCUUGCUGGAGGCGUGGCCGUGGGAACUGCAGCAGAGUUCAUGCUGAUGCCUUACGGGUCUCUGAUCGUUGGAUUCUGCUGUGGGAUCAUCUCCACUCUGGGCUACAUCUACCUCACGCCAUUCAUGGAAAAGUAUUUGAAGAUCCAGGACACAUGUGGGAUCCAUAACCUGCAUGCCAUGCCAGGAGUCAUAGGUGGUAUUGUGGGAGCCAUUACUGCAGCAGCUGCAACAGUAUCAGUUUAUGGCUCAGAAGGGCUUAUAAACACUUUUGACUUUGAGGGUGCUUUCAAAGACACUGCCCCCACUCGGCAGGGUGGUCUCCAGGCAGCAGGCCUCUGUGUGGCCAUCUGCUUUGGUAUCGGAGGAGGCAUCAUGGUUGGUUGUAUUUUAAGAUUACCUAUCUGGGGGGAUGCAGCAGAUGACAAUUGUUUUGAUGAUGAGCCCUACUGGGAGCUUCCUGAUGAUGAAGAAAGCAUCCCACCAAUCCUUCAGUACAACAACCACAUGCAGAACAAAGAAAUAGCGGAGUCUAACUUUACCAUGGAUCAGAACUAACUCCAGGCCCAUCACACUUGACCAACUUCUGCUGCUGAACACGGCUAUUCAUUCUACAUAAUAAUCAUUAUUAAUAACAUUAACAAAAGAUCAUAAACUGUUAAUUUUCAUACAGCGAAUUUACCGGCUCAUUUUUGUAAUUUGACAGGUUUGUAAACCAAAAAUUAAGAAUGAAAUUCAAGAAAUAAAAGAAUACGCCAGCUGGAUAAAGUCUAAGUAAGGGCAAUGAUCUUGAUACAAGUUGAAGGAUUUUCCUCAUUUCAACAAAAAGAAGAGGGUUAAUACUCUUUUCUUGUCUUUAAACAUAGAUGAAUAUGUAACUAACUGCUGAACUAAACAAUAUCUGUGCAAACAAAGACAUUUGAGCUCUUUUGAGGAAAACAUUUUCAAUAAUACUUUCUUGUAUGUUAGCUUUACAUCUUAAGUUGCACUUUAAGGACAUCCUGCAGGGGCGGUCACCUCUUAGUUUUUCUUUGUUUUCAUGUUUUCUAUUUGUGUGGUGUGACAGAUUGUCAGUAAUAUAUGAAGGGAAUGGGUGGACUUCAGUGUUGUCAGUUAAAUUUUCAGUGUAUAUUUUUGUUUAUAUUUUAGUUGCAUUUGUCCUCAUGAAGCCAAUGGAUGCAUGAAAAUGAGUUUGUGUGUCUUUAUUUAGAACUUGUUCAUUGAGGGGUAAUGAGAGUUAUGUAUCAUUUUAACAAUUUUGGAACUGUAAAUUACAAAAUUGGGAGCAAAGAUAUUUGUUCAUAAGUGUAUAAGUUAAGAUAUGAUUGUUUAGCGUUAUAAUUUUAUUUGUGUUAUUAAUCUUGUCCACAUGUGGCCUUUGUGAACAGUGGUACAUUAAUGGUCCUACUGUUAAACUUCCUGUUUGUCUCUGUUCAUUCAGAAUAAUAAAACGUCAUUGAUAAGCAAUGUAAUUGGAUCAAAUAUGUUGUGCUAGUUUGAUGUGAAUAUCACAAAUUAAGCAUU
This is a messenger RNA of Notolabrus celidotus (New Zealand spotty), 2424 nucleotides long. RefSeq names its product Rh family, C glycoprotein b (gene rhcgb). Bases 1 to 1458 code for a protein of 485 amino acids. The transcript has 11 exons. Lineage: Eukaryota; Metazoa; Chordata; Actinopteri; Labriformes; Labridae. Gene Ontology annotation, biological process: ammonium homeostasis; ammonium transmembrane transport. Gene Ontology annotation, molecular function: ammonium channel activity. The record is from RefSeq and is a predicted model, not a curated record. Gene Ontology annotation, cellular component: plasma membrane.